Molecule: messenger RNA, 441 nt
Organism: Closterium sp. Naga37s-1
Lineage: Eukaryota; Viridiplantae; Streptophyta; Zygnematophyceae; Desmidiales; Closteriaceae
Source: the annotation of a GenBank genome assembly
AUGAUUUUGACGUUGCUGAUUGGUUCCCAAGGUGGUUUGCUGUGGUUCGCAGACCAAUUACUUUCUCUGCCCGACCUGUCCCCCCAUACCACCAGCCUCCCGAACCAACAAUUCCCCUCCCCCGCCUCCCCGCCUCUCCCCCCACCUUCUUCCCCUUCAGCUUUCCCCCCCGCCUUCUCCCCCUUCCCCCCAACCUUCCCCACCCUUCCCCCGAGCGUGGCGGAGUUCCUCAAGGUCGGCCCGCCGAUCUUCUCGGCUCUCGCGCUGUCCUACGGCAUCUGGCUUGCCGCGCGCGCGCAGCCGUUCGGCGGAGAGACACCGCGGACCAUGACGCGGGAGUGGAUCCAAGCCAGCGACAAGCUGCUUGACGCGUGGCCGCGGGAGGCGGGUCCUCCCGUCGCCAUAAAUCCCAUCUCCAGGCAGAAUGCUCUGAAGAACUGA